AUGAGAUUUGAAAGGCGUCCUAUUUUGAAAAGUAACAGAAAAGAGUCUCCUGAUUCCGGAGGAAAGCCUGGUACCGUAGCGCCAGGAAAGACGGGGUUGCAGGAGUCAUAUAGGCCACCGAAACUGAAAAGGACUAGGAUGAUCUGUACUUAUAACGCACGUACGCUUGCAUUGGAAGCGGCCAUAGAAGAUCUGAUGAUGCAAGCCAAGAAGAUUAAAUGCGACGUAAUCGGACUGACCGAGACGAGACGACGUCACUCUCUCAACGCCGUAUAUGAAACUGGAGAAGAAUUGUUCUUAGGAACAUGCAACAGUAGAGGUGUUGGUGCAGUUGGCGACAUGAGUAUGGCAAAUAACAUCGACUCUUUCGAACAACUUACGACCCGAAUCGGAGCUACGAAGAAGAAGUAUCUGGACCUGAAUAAGUCCUACCGAGAAGAUCAUGCCUUCUACAAGGCCAUAAUUGGCGAUUUUGGCAAAAUUGGAAGAACGCCUGAGGAACUUUAUAUCGGGAUCCAUGGCCUACAAUGGAAUGAACAGGGGGAGAGGAUCUACGAGUAUAUCAUGAAGACCAUCCAUGGGAACUCGCAAUUUCAGAAGCCCUCCUCUCUAUGUUGGACGUGGGAGGCACCCGGUGGAGGAGAGGCGAUAAAGGAAGACCUUAAGAAGAGAAGAGCAGAAGUGCUGGCUGAAGCUGUACAAGCAGUUAAAAGCAUCCGCUAUGUCCGUCGAGACUUCGCCAGUCGCAAGACAAGGAUGACUGCUCUCCGGAGCCCGAAAGGAACAACCAUUGCACUGAGAAGAGGAAUGGAGAAAAUCAUCCACGACUUCUACUCUGAUCUCUUCGACAGCCAUGUCCACUUGCCUCCUCGCCAUCUGAGAGAAAACGGACAUGUCAUUCCAGAGGUUCUCCCGUCCGAAGUACGACAUGCUAUCAUGUCGAUAAGAAGUCGUACGGCACCCUGUCCUGACAGAAUAAGACCAGAACACCUGAAGAACCUUCCGCCAGUACUCAUCAACACCAUGGCGAGGGUCUUUACACGUUACAUGUCGGAAUGCAAGGUUCCUAAACAGUGGAAGACCAGUAAGACCGUGUUGUUUUAUAAAAAGGGAGAUCCACAUGACAUCGGAAACUAUAGCCCAAUCUGCUUACGCACGAUUGACCACAUUCACACUGUUUCGAAACUCAUCAAGGUAUCACGCGUGUACAAGAUGCAGCUCUGUCUUACCUUCAUCGACUUGAAGAAGUCCUUCGACUCAGCUGAGAAGGAAGCGGUAAUGGAAGCUUUGGACAACCAAGGCGUCCCUACUCAGUACAUAAAGCACACCGCCAAAGCCCAUAACCUGAAAGGUCAACUGCCUGAAGGGAGCAUGGAAUCUUUGGCAACAACCAUUCGUUUCGUCACGCUGAACUGCCGAACACUAUCGAGUGAACUCCAACAAGCCGCUCCAUCCAGACUUCUGCGAUGCCUCUGUGUGUCUUUUGCUGCACUGCAGAAAACACGCAUGAGAGAUCGGCCCGUCAUCAGCAUCGGAAAUUACACCACAUACCGCGGCGAUGCUGAUGAGAACAAAGUAGGUGGCUGCUCGACAGCUGUGAGGAAUGAUUACAAGGACCUGGUGGAAGAAUUUGGCUAA
Messenger RNA from Necator americanus (New World hookworm), 1638 nucleotides. RefSeq lists its product as uncharacterized. NCBI's taxonomy places the organism in Eukaryota, Metazoa, Nematoda, Chromadorea, Rhabditida, Ancylostomatidae. The coding region runs from base 1 to 1638 and encodes 545 amino acids. The transcript has 6 exons. The record is from RefSeq and is a predicted model, not a curated record.